AUUUUUGCUUCUGUCCACUCUAACAUUCGACCUUGCCAUCAGCUGUUGGAGAGCAUAUUGAAUGGCGUUUCAACUGAUAGGUGGUAAAAUGUGUACUGAUAGCUAUAACUAAAACUAAUUAGUGAUUAAAUGAAUUAGUGCGUUGUAAUUGGCCGCUCAAAAUGUGGCGCUAUCUAUUUGUAUCCAGUUGUGUUGUCGCGCUAACGUUAGCAGCGAGCAGCGAUGUAUCGUACUUUCCGAAUAGCUGCGAUAAACUACAACAUAUAUUCCACUUGACCAAAGAUCUGCCCACCGGUCAGCACUGUCCACAAUCAAUAGCUAAAUUGCGAAACACCAUUUAUCUGCUUUACGACGUAAAUCCGCCGGAGGGUUUCAAUUUACGUCGCGAUGUCUACAUACGUUUAGCGGUAUUCGUACGUCAGUUAGCAAGUCGGGAGCCUUUCCAAAAUAUACGUUUAGUGCUGCCACCCUGGCGUCGGCUAUAUCACUGGAAAUCGAGUCAUCUGGAACAGCAUAGCCUCCCCUGGGAACUGUUUUUCGAUGUUGAAAGUAUGCGACGUUAUGCACCUGUGCUUGACUUUCCAGAAUUUUUAGAGGAGAUAGCACAGUUCGGUUUGCAAGAACCACCCUAUGUGCAGGUACAAAAGGUGUUCCAACUGCUGAACUUUGAGGACAUGUUUGAGCAAGGCGUGUUUCAUGAAAAAUUCCAAUUCGAGCACGAUUGCCGCAAAGAACAGUAUCUGCACGGCUAUCUCUUACAACAGCCUAUGCUGCUAGAUAACGAUUUCGCUUGUGUGCGUUAUCAAGGGAGCGUGAACUUACUGGAACGUGUGCUACGUCAUGAAUUGAAAAAUAACACAGCGCCGAUGGCGAAUGAUGUCAAAGUGUAUGCCAUACUCAACGCUGAGAUUGUGCUGCACGAUCAGUGGGGCGACCGAGAAUUCUGGCGCGCACGCCGAUCCAUGCGCUUUGCCGAACCACUGCAAGCAAUAGCUGAGGAGUAUCGCGAGCGUAUACUAAAGUCAGAUAAAGCGAUUGAGCGUAUACAGCGACCGCCCAUGUGGGAGUCUGAACGCGAAUACCAGCAAGCACUUGGUGGCGACUAUUUGGCCGUACACUUUCGACGCGGCGAUUUUGUGCAUUGGCGACAAAAAUCCACGCCCACACUGAAGUCCGCGGCCACACAAAUACGCGCACAAUUGCAAUUACUCAAUCUGACCACGGUCUACAUAGCCACCGACACCACCGCCAUGGAGUUAACCAACCUGAAGGCGUACUUGCAGCGCAUACGCGUGCGUCGCUUCACACCGGAGUCGUUGACUCAAAAAGCGCUCAUCAAGGAUGGCGGCCUGGCAAUUGUGGAUCAAAUAAUAUGUGCGCAUGCGCGACACUUCAUGGGCACAUUUGAGAGUACAUUUACCUAUCGCAUAUAUGAGGAACGCGAAAUAUUGGGCUUUCCCCAACACACCACCUUUAAUACGCUCUGCAAGUAUGCAACGCUGGAAGAUUGCGAAAAGAAUUCGGUUUGGUCGAUAGUCUACUAACAAAGUGGGUUGGAAAGGUGGCGAAGUGGUUUGAAAAAGCAUUUAAUUUCUAGUUGAAAUAGACUUUUGUACUUCACGGCUUGUUGGGCGGCUCUGCUGGCGCCAGCGGCUGACUGGCUAUUUACUUAAGUUACUAAAGUGGCAUGUGGCAUCGUAGUUUUAAGUUCACUAAAGCUAUUGGUAUCUUUUGUAACAUUUAUAACAUAACAAACAUUUCAUUGCGCUUUCAUGGAAUUCGUAAGAAGCUCAAAUACUCGUUAAUUAAUAAAAAAUACUAAAAAAAAGUAUGUAUAUAUAAUUGCUAUGUUGUUUGAAUAGCAAAAGCACUACUUUCUACUCAAGUUGUUCAAAGCACCGCUUUAGGUGCAAGCACUACUCGAAUAUCAUUAAAUCAUAACAAAAAUCAACGUUUUUUCGGUAUUCCUGUUUUUAUUUUCUGAGGUAAACUUUAUUACUUAUGUAUUUAUCUGUUUCAAUCUGAAAAUUUCAAAAAUGUUUGUUAGCUUUAUUUUGCUUAUAUGUCUAAUAAUAAUAUAGGAAAUGCUACUUAUAAACAUUUAGUAGUUUGAAUAAUUAAAAAAUUUAAAUUUUCUCUGUUCAAUAACAAUUGUAUGUAUGAAUGUAUGCUUUUCAAAAAUGGUUAAUAUUUAUGGUUUAAUUUUUGUUUUUUACUUUCUUAGAAACAUUAUUCAACUAACAGUUUAAUAUUUGCAUUGUUUUAUUGAUAUUUAACUUGUAUAAUAUUGUGAUAAUGUUUAUUAAUUGUCUAUUUAUUAAAUGUAGUCGCCAACAAACUGCUUUCACAUUG
Zeugodacus cucurbitae (melon fly) is the source of this 2352-nucleotide messenger RNA. RefSeq names its product GDP-fucose protein O-fucosyltransferase 2. The transcript has a single exon. NCBI's taxonomy places the organism in Eukaryota, Metazoa, Arthropoda, Insecta, Diptera, Tephritidae. Gene Ontology annotation, biological process: protein O-linked glycosylation via fucose. Bases 162 to 1544 code for a protein of 460 amino acids. The record is from RefSeq and is a predicted model, not a curated record. Gene Ontology annotation, molecular function: peptide-O-fucosyltransferase activity.